AUGGCGGGAGGGGAAGGCGCCGGGAGCAGCGGGGAGGAGAGCCUUUCAGUGAAGGUAUUCAGAGAGCAGCUGGAAAGGAAGUGGAUGUUGUCAAGAAUCCGAGCGAAGACUGUCUUCUUGCCCUUCGAGGAAGCUGUGAAAUGGACGAGAGCGCUGGGGUGGUGGGAGAGCAAGGAGGAAUGGCAGGAGUGGAUCGAAUGGGGCGAGCUAAAGAAUCCUUACAUCCCCUCCAACCCUGAGAGGUAUUACGGAGAGCGUGGAGAGUGGAAGGGAUGGGAUUAUUGGCUGGGAGUUAGGAGCGGCUGCUCUCCUGAGGACCUGGUGGACAUUGCGACGAGGCGGACGGAGGACGGAACGCCACUUUAA
This is a messenger RNA of Guillardia theta CCMP2712, 366 nucleotides long. RefSeq lists its product as hypothetical. The coding region runs from base 1 to 366 and encodes 121 amino acids. The transcript has 2 exons. Lineage: Eukaryota; Cryptophyceae; Pyrenomonadales; Geminigeraceae. The record is from RefSeq and is a predicted model, not a curated record.